This is a messenger RNA of Polistes dominula (European paper wasp), 1557 nucleotides long. RefSeq names its product Dynein axonemal assembly factor 3 (gene Dnaaf3). NCBI's taxonomy places the organism in Eukaryota, Metazoa, Arthropoda, Insecta, Hymenoptera, Vespidae. The record is from RefSeq and is a predicted model, not a curated record. Gene Ontology annotation, biological process: motile cilium assembly; axonemal dynein complex assembly.
AAAAAAGAGAGAUAAAUGAGCUAGUAAUGUUGAUCAAAUUAGGAAAAAAGGAGCACUUUAAGGAACCUCUGUACACAUUAAGGGCAUCGUGUGUAUUGAAAGAAAGUAGUGAAAAACUCAGGAAAAAUAAAAAUAAAAAAUGUGGUGGGGAUAUAGUGCUCCAUUAGACUUACAAUGUGAAAUUGAGGAAAAGGAUGAUACAUCUAAAAAAUCUCUUGAGGUAUUGAUCAUAGGUGCUUCUGAUGCAAGACAUAUUGUAAAGACAUUAGCGUCCUCUUAUAAACACUCUGAUCGUAAUAUAAUUUAUCAUAUAAUUGAACCAACGAUGGAACAAAUUGCUAGAUCAAUACUUUUAUUAAGCACUUGUUUGGAUAAAGACUUAGGACUCCAAGAAGCAACUCGAUAUUACUUGGAAAUAAUGGGAAAUACACUUUUAAGACCCGCUACCGCUAAAUAUUUGGCAAAACAUUCGAAAUUAUUAGCAGAUACUGUAACUCAAACCAUCGAUUGUCCUUGGCUAAAUCUGGAAAAGCUUAAACAUAAGGACAGAGAUCAGUUAGAAUGGAUAUUUAAAUUUUGGGAACGUGCUACGCGUGAAGGUGUUCCAAUUGUGGAUUAUUGGGACAGAAGAAUUAGAAAAUCAUUAAAAACACGAUACGACUACAGAGAUGGAGUUUUUGAUUGGGACUAUCACAUGAUAUUAAAACCAAGAGGUCAUAUGAAUUUAACCAUACAUGAAUAUAGAUUUUGGAGAAAUAAUGGAAUAGCGUUCACUUGGAUAGAGGGUGAACCUACUAGAAGUAAUCCAACACUUUUAAAUAAUAUCGUUCCUCUUGGAGAGGGAUUUUUGCAUUAUGCUUAUUUAGGAGAUAUAACUAAUGGACCCUUUUUUACAUGGGCUUUAAAUGAAGAUAAAGAAAAUAAUGUAAAGCUCAGAGCGACUGAUAUAGCGGAAAGAGAGAUAAUGCGUGUUAUUCAUGAAAUUAGAACGAAGGAACCUUUUUGCGAAGAACUCGUCGCUGCACAUAGAGAUCAGUCUGUCUUAAAUGGUAUAAUAAUAACAGAAAUGCCAAGUUCUGAUAUAGAAUAUGAAUCAUGGGUUAAAUGCAAUAAGUACAAAAAACAAAGCGUUCCUUGGAUAUCUAUUCCUAAUACGAAGGUUUUAUUUCACCCAUUGUCGACGUUGGAACUAUUUAAAAAUAGAACAGAGUAUAAAGAGAAAUUUGAUGCAAUUUGGGUAGCACAUAAUAUGACUAAACAAUUACCAAAUGUAGUAUCAUCGUUAAAAAAAAAAGGACAUAUAUUAAUUGAAUUACGUAAAUACUUAAGUGAAUUACGUAAAGAGGACUUGGACAAUUUUACCCAAGAAUUAAAGAACAUUACGCAAGAAUGUGGACUGAGAGAAUUAAAAAAAUUUCAUUCCGAAAGUCAUACUAUAGCAACAUUUUGCAAUAAUUAAUAAUAGUUGUAAUAAAAUAUUUCCUAACCUAAAUCAUAAAUUACAUCUAAGAGAAAUGAAUAUAACAUUUAGUCUUGACAUGUCUCUAUUUUUUUUUU